GCUGUAUGUGGGAGUAAGAAAUUAAUGCAAGAAGGACGUGUCAGAGUAAGAGGGAGCAAAAGACUCUUCCUGUGUGUAUUUCUGAGUUACAGCUCAGUGCUUGCUGCUUCUUGAGUUUCUGACAAGCAAAAUAUUAAGAUGAAUCGAUCAGAGGACCCCAUGGUGGAGUUCCAGGAGGAUGUUGAAAAGAAGGAGAAUAGAGAAUUGCGAAUAUAUAAAAUCAUUUGUUUGUCACUACUUGUGUGCUUAGUUGUGGUGUCCUUGGGACUUGGACUGGGACUUGGUCUGAAGCAUCAACAGUCUUAUUCUAUAUCAGCAAGCUGCAGGCAACGAUGCUACACUCCCUUUGAUGUUGAAACAAGGGACUGUCGCUGUGAUAGUCUCUGCAAGGAAGUUGGAAACUGUUGUUGGGAUUUUGAAGAAAUCUGUCUCCAGCCAGCUCAACUCUGGACAUGCAGCAAGUUCCGCUGUGGAGAGAAACGUUUACCCGAAAGCCACUGUUCGUGCUCUGAUGAUUGUUUAGAGGCUGGUGAUUGCUGCACUGAUUAUUCUUCCGUUUGCAAAAAGGAGAAUCGCUGGGCUGAUGAUUACUGCGAAGAUAUCACUACUCCAAAAUGUCCUGCAGGGUUCACUCAACCACCUUUGAUACUGUUUUCUUUGGAUGGCUUCAGAGCUGAGUAUUUACAGACCUGGUACAAACUAAUGCCAGUUAUCAAUAAACUCAAAACCUGUGGAACACAUUCUAAGUAUAUGCGAGCCAUGUACCCCACCAAAACAUUCCCUAACCACUAUUCUAUAGUCACAGGAUUGUAUCCUGAAACACAUGGUAUUAUUGAUAAUAGCAUGUAUGAUAUUAAUUUGAAAAUGUCCUUCAGUCUCUCUGGUAAUGAAAAGAAUGAUCCCAGAUGGUGGCAAGGACAACCAGUGUGGCUGACAGCUAUGUACCAGGGUUUGAAGGCUGGUACUUUCUUCUGGCCUGGGUCUGAUGUUAAAGUAAAUGGAUCAUUUCCAAACAUAUAUGAAAUAUUCAAUAAAUCCAUUUCAUUUGAACAAAGAGUAUUCACUGUCCUAAAGUGGUUAAGCUUACCAGACUCUGAGAGGCCAAACUUUUAUACUAUAUAUUUGGAGGAACCGGAUUCAUCAGGACAUAACUUUGGACCCGUUAGCGGUGGAGUGAUUGAAGCAUUACAGAACGUUGAUCAGAUUGUAGGGAUGCUGAUGGAUGGACUCAAACAGAGGAAUUUACACAAAUGUGUGAAUGUAAUUGUUGUAGCUGACCAUGGAAUGGAACAAACGUAUUGUGAGAAAAUUGAAUAUAUGACAAAAUACUUAGACUCAGUGGACAAUUUAAAGAUGUACAGUGGUCCAGCCCCUCGCAUUCAAACUAUCAAUGUUCCAGACGACUAUUUCACAUUUGAUUCAGAAGGAAUUAUCAAAAAUCUUUCAUGCAGAUUUCCUCACCAGCACUUCAUACCGUACAUGUCCCAUCACCUGCCAAAGCGCUUCCACUAUGCCAAGAACAUCAGAAUAGAUAAGGCUAAUUUGUACUUGGAUGAACAAUGGUUGGCUGGACGAGACGAGAAAAGUUUCAGAUACUGUGGUGGUGGGAAUCAUGGAUACGACAAUGAAUAUCGAAGCAUGGAUGCCAUCUUCAUAGGUCAUGGGCCAGGCCUCAGAUCUCGGACUGAGGUGGAACCAUUUGACAAUAUUGAGCUCUAUAACCUAAUGUGUGAUUUGUUACAGAUCACUCCUGCACCUAAUAAUGGAUCUCAUGGCAGCUUAAAUAAUAUGUUGAAGACACCUUUUUAUACCCCUACUUUUCCUACUGAGAUAUCCACUCCAUCUCUCUGUCCACUCUAUACACUGACUCCAAGUAAUAGUCUGGGAUGUUCUUGUAAUGUGUCGACUUCGCCUGAGGAAAUGAAUAAAAGAUUAAACCUUACCGCUGAUCAAGUUCAAUUAACAGAGGAGCAGAACAUACCCUAUGGAAGACCCAGAGUUUUACAGAACAUCACACAUUGUCUCCUGUUUCAUGAAUCCUACAUCAGUGGCUACAGUGAUGAUAUUCUAAUGCCCCUCUGGAAUGCCUACACUAUUUUUAAACCGGAAACAACGCCUUUACCACCAGUCAUUUCAGACUGCCUGCGGGCUGAUCCUCGGGUCUUUGCAAACAGCAGCCAGAAGUGUUCGAACUAUAAGGCAGAUUUAAACAUCAGCUAUGAUUUUCUGUACUCUCCCAAUCUGGUCACAUCAGGAACUGAGCAUUAUGAUGGUUUAAUUACGAGCAACAUUGUGCCCAUGUAUGAGGCAUUUAAAAUAAUAUGGCAUCACGUCCACAACAUCUUACUGCCAAGGUACGCAGCGGAGAGAAAUGGCAUCAACAUCAUGAGUGGACCAGUGUUUGAUUAUGAUUUUGACGGACAUUUCGAUAGUCCUGAGAAAAUUUCAGAGCACGUGAAUAAUACAGCAAUCCCAAUCCCAACUCACUACUACAUAGUCAUUACCAGCUGCAGGAACACCACAAAGACUCCUCUGCAGUGUGAAGCCUCACUGGAUGCAAUGUCUUUCAUUCUACCCCACAGACCAGACAAUAGUGAGAGUUGCCCAGACGGCAAGGAGGAGUCCCAGUGGGUUGAGGAGCGAGUUUGGAUGCACACAGCACGUGUACGGGAUGUGGAGCUUAUCACUGGCCUGGAUUUCUAUCAGGACAGGAAACAGCCAGUCACAGAGAUUUUACAGCUAAAAACGUGUUUACCUGAAUUUAAACCUAAAGUCUAAUUUUUAAAUUUAAGAACAAUUUAGUUCAAUACAACUCUCAAGGAAUCAGCUUUCUACCUUGUAAUCUCUGCAGAAACUAUUUACAGCAGUAAUUAGGUGACACACAUUUAGAAUGAUGAAAUUGCUAUCACUCUCUUUUUCCCUCUCUCUCUUUUGGCAUUUGAAGCCUCAGUCUGAAUAGAACCCAGUGUAUGGUCUAUGGUACCCAGGUCAAAAGGAGCUGAUACAUUCUGGAAGAUUCCCAGCAUUGACAAUAUCACAGUGUUGGAAGGACACAAGAAGAUUUAGACUGAACCAAAGACGCUUUUCAGUCCCACUAAGUAAAUACUGUACUCUAUAGUGUGGUAGUUCUAAAUCCACCAGCCACAUUUAUAGUGGUUGAAAAUUACUUAUUUGUUAUUCUUGUUAUGUUGCCUGUUUGUUUGUGUACCUAUCAGUCACUUUGUUUGUAUUUUGCUUGGGCCACAGGAACAUUUGGCAACAAAGAUUAAAAUCACAUAAUGAGAUGGAUUGCAGUAUUUAAAGCAUACCUGUCCUUAUCUUUGCCUCGCCGACUAGUCCCCCCUGAAGACUGAGAGAUUAGGUGUACAAUGUACUCCCAGUUCAAUGUCUAUGUAAUUUUUUGUGUUAGACUGGUCCAAUGGAUAUAUCCCACCCAGGUUUUUCUCUCCCCAGCCCCCACUCAAACCACAGGAUAAAAAUAAUUGUACAGUCAAAUGUUGAAAGUAAGAUAUUGCUUCAGAGUCCAGACAAAUGCAGUAGUAUUUGAUUCCAGUUAAAUGUUGCUCAACUCUAUAAAAAGUCAAUGAAAAGCCUUAAAA
This is a messenger RNA of Callorhinchus milii (elephant shark), 3599 nucleotides long. RefSeq names its product ectonucleotide pyrophosphatase/phosphodiesterase family member 3. The record is from RefSeq and is a predicted model, not a curated record. Lineage: Eukaryota; Metazoa; Chordata; Chondrichthyes; Chimaeriformes; Callorhinchidae. The coding region runs from base 139 to 2778 and encodes 879 amino acids. Gene Ontology annotation, molecular function: metal ion binding; nucleic acid binding; nucleoside triphosphate diphosphatase activity. The transcript is spliced from 25 exons. Gene Ontology annotation, biological process: nucleoside triphosphate catabolic process.